CUGAAAAGCUCAUGUCGCGAGAUAAGGCUGCUAGAACUACCUCCCCUGUCCCAGUGGUCCGACCAAUACGAACCCGCAUGCCGCCUCUUUCAUUCCAGCCUUGAUCAUGAUCCACGGUUCCGCGCACUUUCGUAUGUUUGGGGCGACCAGACCGAUCAGAGAAUCAUAAAAGUGAACGGGUGUACGUUCAAGGUCAAUCAAAACUUGUUUGGCGCAUUGAUGGGGAUUGUACGGUCAAAAACAAUCGUCAUAUGGAUCGAUGCAAUAUGCAUCAACCAGAAAGAUGAUGAAGAAAAAGGAUGGCAAGUUGCAAUGAUGGGCGACAUUUAUCGAAAGGCAUCCAAAGUCUUUGCUUGGCUAGGA
Messenger RNA from Exserohilum turcica Et28A, 363 nucleotides. RefSeq lists its product as uncharacterized. The record is from RefSeq and is a predicted model, not a curated record. The annotation marks the transcript as partial. Lineage: Eukaryota; Fungi; Ascomycota; Dothideomycetes; Pleosporales; Pleosporaceae. The transcript has a single exon.